AUGAAAACUCUCAGCCAACCAACUUUAAUACUUUCCUUAUUAUCACUCCUUCUCCUCCUCUUCCUAUUGGCUCAGUUCCCUCCUCCAGCACAAGCCAAGUUCUCCCGACUCGGCGUCCACAGACCGAGAAGCCCAACCCAAGCACGGCGGCAGCCUGACGACGACGACGUUGAGAGCGAUUUUGUGACGUUUUACUACAACCAGACGCUCGACCACUUCAACUACAGGCCGGAAAGUUACACCACUUUCCGGCAGAGGUACAUCGUGAACGUGAAGCACUGGGGUGGCGGCGGCGCCACCACCAACGCUCCCAUUCUGGUCUACUUUGGGCUUGAAGGCAGGAUUGAGCAUGCCUUGGAGAAUAUCGGCUUCCUCACUGAGAAUGCUCCCCAUUUCAAGGCCCUCCUGCUCUAUAUUGAGCAUCGGUACUACGGGGAGUCGGUGCCGUUUGGGUCGUGGGAGAAAGCUUCAAGGAACGCCGCUUCUCUCGGCUACUUGACCUCCGCGCAGGCGAUGGCAGAUUACGCCGCCGUCAUCCUCCACGUCAAGCGGACUCACUCGGCCGGAAACUCCCCCGUCAUCGUCGUCGGGGGAUCCUACGGUGGAAUGCUGGCAUCGUGGUUCAGGCUGAAAUACCCACACAUAGCGCUUGGAGCGCUGGCUUCGUCGGCUCCCAUCCUUUACUUCGACGGAGUUAAGCCUGGAGGCGGUUACUACUCUAUCGUCUCCAAGGAUUUCAAAGAAGCUAGCGAGAGCUGCUACAAGACGAUUCGCAAGUCGUGGGUAGAAAUUGAAAGAGUGGCUUCUAAGCGCAAUGGACUUUCAAUCCUCAGCAAGAAAUUCAAAACGUGCAGCCGUUUGAGGAGGACAUUCGAUCUAAAGGAUUACCUGGACUCCCUGUACUCGGAAGCGGCUCAGUACGACGAGCCGCCGGACUACCCCGUCGGCAUAGUCUGCAGUGCCAUCGACGGAGCCCCAAACGACGACGUUCUGGGGCAGAUAUUCGCCGGCGUCGUCGCUUACAUGGGGGACAGUUCCUGUUACGACGUCGCCUCUGACUCCGCUCCUCCUGCACCUUCAGCUAGUGCAUGGAGUUGGCAGAUGUGCAGCGAGCUCGUAUUCCCAAUAGGGCACGACGGCGGCGACGACACGAUGUUCCCGCCGGCGCCCUUUGAUCUGAAAAGCUUUACCAAAAUUUGCCGGAGCCGCUUUGGAAUCGUUCCCCAGCCUCACUGGGUCACCACGUUUUAUGGAGGCCACGACUUGAAGCUGGCUCUGCAUAGAUUUGCUAGCAACAUCAUCUUCUCGAAUGGGCUGAGAGAUCCUUACAGCAGCGGCGGGGUGUUGGAGAACAUAUCAGAUAGCAUUAUCGCGGUGUCUACAAUUAAUGGAUCUCAUAGCCUGGAUAUACUGACAUCAAUGCCAAGUGACCCCGAUUGGUUAAUCAACCAGCGCAAGACUGAGCUGGAAAUUAUUGGGCGGUGGCUUUCUAAGUACUACAUAGAUCUUGUGCAGUUUAAAUUGUUGCCAUCAAGUUAGUCUUUGUGUUACAUGUGUGAGCCAGAGCCACAAGAUAGUUGGACUGUUAGAUUGAAUGAAGG
This is a messenger RNA of Linum tenue, 1601 nucleotides long. The record is from the annotation of a GenBank genome assembly. Lineage: Eukaryota; Viridiplantae; Streptophyta; Magnoliopsida; Malpighiales; Linaceae.